Messenger RNA from Penicillium argentinense, 2436 nucleotides. Its product is annotated as choline/carnitine O-acyltransferase. The transcript has 2 exons. Gene Ontology annotation, cellular component: mitochondrion. Gene Ontology annotation, biological process: carnitine metabolic process. Gene Ontology annotation, molecular function: carnitine O-acetyltransferase activity. NCBI's taxonomy places the organism in Eukaryota, Fungi, Ascomycota, Eurotiomycetes, Eurotiales, Aspergillaceae. Bases 1 to 2436 code for a protein of 811 amino acids. The record is from RefSeq and is a predicted model, not a curated record.
AUGUCUUAUUCAUCGAUGGCAGUCCGCACUUUCACUGCCCCUAAACCACUGGGGGAUGCGAUGGAGCAGCCCCAGACCCAUACGGUUAUGAAACCGACCGAGCAUGCCGGCGGCGAACCGGUCCAGCACAAGCCCAGCCAACAGGGCCUGACUUUCGCUAACCAAGAGUCACUCCCGAAACUCCCGAUCCCCGAGCUGGAAGACACUUGCAAACGCCAUCUCGAUGUGCUUGCUGCGCUCCAGACGCCGCGCGAACACGAGGAUUCCAAGGCCGCCGUGAAGGAGUUUUUGAAGACCGAUGGACCGCUCCUGCAGGAGAGACUCAAGAACUAUGCCUCGUCGAAAACCAGUUUCAUUGAGCAAUUCUGGUAUGACUCAUACUUGAACUUCGACAACCCAGUGGUCUUGAACCUGAACCCUUUCUUCUUGUUGGAAGAUGAUCCCACUCCGGCCCGCAACCACCAGGUGACACGAGCUGCCUCGCUGGUCGUGUCGGCUCUUUCGUUCGUUCGCGCAGUGCGCAGAGAGGAACUGCCGCCGGAUACUGUGCGCGGAACGCCGCUCUGCAUGUACCAGUAUUCUCGACUGUUUGGCACAGCUCGUCUGCCAACCGACAAUGGCUGCGUGAUCAGCCAGGAUCCAGCGGCCAAGCACGUUGUCGUGAUGUGCCGUGGACAAUUCUACUGGUUUGAUGUCCUCGACGACAACAGCGACUUGAUUAUGACGGAGAAGGACAUUUCGCUGAAUCUCCAUGUGAUUAUCGAGGACGCGGCACAGACUCCUGUCCAGGAGGCUGCCAAGGGUGCUUUGGGUGUUCUCAGCACGGAAAACCGGAAGGUGUGGUCCGGACUGCGUGAUAUCAUGACCAAGGACCCGCGGUCCAACAAUGCCGAAUGCCUGAACAUUGUGGACACAGCCCUGUUCAUGCUGUGUCUCGACGACACGGAGCCCUCGAACACCGCCGAGCUUUGCGCCAAUAUGCUUUGCGGCACCAGUGAGGUGAUCAAGGGUGUCCAAGUAGGCACAUGCACUAACCGCUGGUACGACAAGCUGCAGAUCAUCGUCUGCAAUAAUGGCAGUGCGGGUAUCAACUUCGAGCAUACUGGUGUCGACGGACAUACCGUGUUGCGUUUCGCCAGCGACGUCUACACCGACACAAUUCUCCGAUUCGCCAAAACUAUCAAUGGGCAAGCUCCAAGUCUCUGGACAACCACCAGUCCGGACCCGGCCAAGCGUGACCCCCGUAGCUUCGGCAACGUGAGCACUACCCCCCGCAAGCUCGAGUGGGACAUGACACCCGAACUCAACAUCGCCCUCCGCUUCGCCGAAUCCCACCUCUCCGACCUCCUCUACCAACAUGAAUUCCAAGUGCUCGACUUUGAAGGAUUUGGCAAGAACUUCAUCACCUCCAUGGGCUUUUCUCCCGAUGCCUUUGUGCAAAUGGCGUUCCAAGCAGCGUACUACGGUCUCUAUGGCCGAGUCGAGAACACCUAUGAACCUGCCAUGACGAAAUUCUUUUUGCACGGCCGUACCGAAGCAGUGCGUACCGUCACUCCUGAGGUCCUGGAUUUCGUCAAGACCUUCUGGGGCGAGAACCCCGCGGAAGCGAAGAUCGAUGCUCUUCGCGCAGCAACUCAGCGCCACACCGCUAUCACAAAAGAAUGCUCUAAGGGUCAGGGUCAAGACCGUCACCUCUACGCCCUUUACUGCCUCUGGCAACGUUCAUUCGACGAAGGUCUCUUCCAAGACUCCAGCUCCGCAGGCGGAUAUUCCAGUCCCGGUGAAAUCGAGUCACCCCCGCUUUCUCAGCCCUCGGAAGACGGCUUCUCGUCACCGAACAGCAGCAACUUCCGAGGAAUCCGCUCUGCCGUGCCCCCGACACCAGCGAUCUUCAGUGAUGCCGGCUGGGAUAAGAUCAACAACACCAUUCUCUCCACAUCGAAUUGCGGUAACCCAUGUCUGCGUCACUUCGGAUUCGGCCCUACCUCUGCGGAUGGUUUCGGUAUUGGAUACAUUAUCAAGGAUGAGUCCAUCUCGUUCUGCGCUUCCUCAAAGCACAGACAAACGGCUCGUCUGAUGCAUACCCUUGAAUCAUACCUGCUGGAAAUUCGAAAGCUCCUCCGCGCGACGAACCGCAAGACGACGAGCCCCCGAACGAGUCGGGCGCGUGAAACAGAGGCUCUGGCCGAGCGGCUGCAGACUGAUUCGGGUCGUCGGGGCCGCAUUGUUCGUCCUGGUGCAGGUGGCGCUGAUACGCCUACCACGACAACGGACAGUGGGGAGAUUGAGGAUGAUGGAAUGGGCGGAUAUGGAUUCUUCGAUGCCGGUAUGCUGCUUCACGCGUUGAAGGACAUUAAUGCGGAGCGGGAACAGCGGGGUGAGAAGACGGAGAGGAAGAAGUUUGUUGGGAAGAAGCUCCAUCUCAAUGAGUACUAG